UUUGUACACUCAUUCAUGCCAACCAUAAGUCACUCUUAUCCUUGAUCAGUCUCAAAAGAGGAUAUACCCUGCUCUUGCAUGCUCGAUUGGAAUACUCGGCUAGUCAUAAAUUCAGUACAGAUUAGAUCACUCGUUCGCUGGUGAAGCAUUUCCCGAUUAGGAAACUCGCCUGACUACAGCGCAGAUUGACAGUGAUCAGCUCCACAACUAAUAGAAUCUCCAUGUGACACUAUCGACCUGUGAGCUCGAUCUAUCACCGGUCCUUCUCUUGUCUAUUGUCUUUCAUGAGCAGGAGGGCAGUUUCUUUGAGUAUCUGUGGCAACAAUCUGCACUACUGGUGACCACUGCCAGUAUCAACACUCUAUUUGCCCGAUCUUCAACUAAACACCUCUCGUUGCUCGCGGAUAAAUGUCCAAUCUAUACUGUCCACUCCCCCCGCGGGACCAGGAUAUAUUUCGUUUCCGUCGCCCCUACGGAGUGAACUUAGGAUCAACCUUCACACAAGGCCCGUCCCUCAACCAAUCCACCGCACCAAAUGAGCUAGAAGCACUGACAAGCUCCAUCGAAACCAACAGACUCAAAGCCACCGCCUCAACAUGGCAAUCCCACUGGCUUUCCGCCCUGCCAAACGACGAGCUGCUCCGGCUCAGAGACACCUGCCACUGCAACACGAUCCAACUGGCCCUGGGAUUCCUGACCCUCGGCCCUCUCUUCAGCCAAGGAACCCCCUUCGAGGGCGCCCCAGCCCAGGUCUACACACGCUGCUGGUCCGCCAUCAAGCAUCUCAUUGAGCGAUGCCACGCCUACGGCAUCGGGAUCCUCCUCAACUUCAACCUCACCGCCAACGAGGUGGAUCUCCGCUCCAGCCCCGAGCGCCUCGCACUCGCCCGCGACUGUAUCGCCUUCAUAGCCCAGGAGGUAACCUUCCACGCCCUGCACGGGGUGGUCGGUCUACGGGUCUCCACCUCCACGGAGCAGUCGAGGCCGGAUCCCCCGACUCUCCGCGACUGGUACAAGGAGAUCAGGAUGAUCGUCAGCGCCAUCGACGAGUUUCUGCCCCUGUACAUCAGCGAUGAGAGCCCCGCGGGGACCGAAAUCUUCCCUGACAGCGAGACGCCGCUCCACCACCACCACCACCAAUUAGUCCAGGCGGACUGCGGACAGCCGGAACCGGCAGGAACGACGACUUUACCCCCGGCCCCCGGCCAUCUGCUACUCUCGCGGGACGAAGUCCAGACGAGGGCCCAGCAAGCCCGGAUCGAGCGGCCGCAGUUACUGAGGGAGGCCUUGGCGCGCCUGGAGGGAAAGGAGGAGGUAGGGGAGAAGCGGGAGAGGGCAAAGGAGAAAUACUGCCACAGUGCGGCGGGACGGCAGAGUUUUGUCCACGGCUGGGAUCUGGGGUACAGCGAUGCGCUGCGGUUUUUCGAUGCCGCGGUGGAAGGCUUGGUGCCGCAGCGCGCGGGGGCGGACAAGAUCGGGGAGCUGGAGUUGUGGGUUCGUCGACGGGCAAGCGAUGUUGCACGGCUGGAAGAGAACCACCAGGCCUGGGAGCUGGGGCUUCGACGAGGGAUUGCCGAUUUCAAUCGGUUCGUGGGCAUUUGA
Molecule: messenger RNA, 1602 nt
Organism: Aspergillus japonicus CBS 114.51
Lineage: Eukaryota; Fungi; Ascomycota; Eurotiomycetes; Eurotiales; Aspergillaceae
Exons: 3
Coding region: 409-1602 (397 amino acids)
Source: RefSeq, a predicted model, not a curated record